Molecule: messenger RNA, 2046 nt
Organism: Diachasmimorpha longicaudata
Lineage: Eukaryota; Metazoa; Arthropoda; Insecta; Hymenoptera; Braconidae
Gene: Tgi
Product: transcription cofactor vestigial-like protein 4
Exons: 6
Coding region: 926-1429 (167 amino acids)
Biological process (GO): negative regulation of DNA-templated transcription
Molecular function (GO): transcription coactivator binding
Source: RefSeq, a predicted model, not a curated record
GGGGGAACAUAUCAGAGGAACUUCUUCGACGGUAAAAAUGAUUGCAGAGGUCCCCUACAAUUACUGUCCUUAUUUCUGAAAUUUCCGUACCAGCGACGUCUAGGGACCCCAGAGAAUUUUUAUUAUGACAGUAAAUCAAUUAAUUAACAUUAAUUGAAGAUAAAUAGUAUCGAUUGGAGGGAAAUGGCUGGAGCUGUACUGGAAAAGCCAAUUUUUCCUCAGAAAUUCCGAUACAAUUUCGUGGGAGGUUAUCACAACAAUGUGGAGGGGGUUAGCUACAACCUCCUCCAGCGACAUCUGUUGGCAGUGGUGCGCGUGAUUUCCUCGCGAGAGUCACUCUCGAGAUUCCUCGCUAUAGAUUACCUUACGAAAUUCCGUGCAUUCCAGUGUAACGUAUAAAGUGGUAAAACUCUUUCGUUAUAAAAGAAGAAAAUAAGGUAGUUGAAAGCUGGGUGAGGUGGUGCGGUGGAGGGUCAGGAGGGAGAGAUAGGUAAAGGCAGAAGGGAAAUACUCGUGUGGAUAAGUUGCUCGUGUCAGACGUUAUAUGCCAACCCCGUGUGGUACCGUCCGCCCGCAUACCAUUAGAUUUUCUCAUUCCGUUUUCAAUGGAAAUAAACGGAGCGAAACGUCUACGUUUCACCGGUCAAUAACAAGAGCCUUCAUUCUUCGUUAUUAUUUUUUAAACAAUUAAGUUGAGUCGGUGGCAAGUGUCAAGUGUCUUGAGGAGUUGCUGAAAAUUAUUGUAAAAAGUGUUUGGAUAUUUAUUACACAUCAGCCCCACACGUGUUACCACGUGUGUGCAUCCACACACGGGUAAUAUCAAGCGUGUCAUCGUCCUACGUUGAAAGGAAUUCAUUCAGAGGCGCUUUGUUUAUUCCUCGGGUGAGGAGAAAAAUCGAAGGAGAAUUUAAAAGACGAGGAAAGUAUGUCGGCUGUUGAAAGUGCUCUCGAUGUCCUCUCCAGGGCUGCCACGAUGAUGCAAGAGGAGAGGCCAAAGACGACGAGUCUGCAUAGAAAACCGAGCAGUGCGUGGCGACGAGAGCGUAGGAGGGAUCCCAUUCAGAGUGAGGCCCUCGAUAUGUCCGCUACUCGUGUCCAUCAUCACACCAGGCCCAGUGUUAUCGUUCCUACUGCACCUCAGCCUGGAGCGACAAGUGAUGAUACAGCUGUGACACCUACCCCAAGUGCAACCCCAUCGACGGCGAUAGGUGGCCAGAGAACCGGAAUUAGAAAUCCAGCGGGUGUUAGUGAUCCAGCGAUAGACGAGCACUUCAAAAGAUCCUUGGGCCUUGCAGAGUACGCGGCAGUUUUCAAUGCAUCCUCCAACGCCGACAGGGAGACGGGACUCAGUGUGGACGAUCACUUCGCUAAAGCCCUCGGUGACACCUGGGCGAGGCUGCAGGCGAACGGAAACAAAGAGUCAACAUAACGAAAGGGGAAAAAAUCAUCGAAAAUCACAGGAAAUGUAUCUGAAAAAAUUUAAUCCCCUCCUUCUUUCCAUUAGUUAUUAUUUAGCUUCUAACUCACCAGCUAAAUAAGUACUUUAGGGUGGUAUAAGUCUUACCAAGUGUCUGAUGUACCCAAGUAUUUCAUUAAUUUCCCACUUCACUAAAAUUUAGAUGAGAAAAAAAAAUGCUGAUGACUCAGUGAAGUAAUCCUAGGAUGUCAAAAGUCAAUUAUACCGAGGACGUUAAAAAUAUGUUAAAUAUUGUACAUAAAAUAAUUACGAGACUCUGGUUCCUCUGCAGCUGUCACAGUUGUUGCUAAUUGCGAAGUAAAUUUAUUUAUUAUCCAAUUUUGAAAUUCCGGAGUAAUACAUCAGUAGACUUAAGAUUUUGAGAUAAUUGGAAAUAUGAAAUAUUAUGGAGUUUUUUACACAGCCAGGUGUAUCAGUUUACGUAAUGUAAGGAUAAUAUUAUGUAUCGAGUAUACAUUGUGAUUAUAUAAAUAUAUAUUGAGGGAAUGUAUCCGAGGUGAUCGGUGGAUAAUUUUUCUGCGUUGACGAGAGGAUAAAAAUAUUGAGGAAUAAAUUAUAAACAAAUAUUA